GAAGCGUGGACGCGUGCAUGUGGGAUGUGGGUGUUGGUGUCGCGACACGGGGUUGCGAUUGUGACACAUAGGCAUACGAGGACGGGGGCGCAAGGCGGAUCGCGCAAGACGCAGCGGGCCUUGCCAGCAGAGGCGUCGAUACCAGGGCCGUGGCGUGAAGUUGCGGACAGGACGCGCAAGCUGGGUCGAGACGCUGGCUCGCAUGGGUGCGAUAUGGCUCGAGGCACUGGGACGCGCGAGCACAAGCACAAGCGCAGGCGUGAGCGUGUCAUGCGCGCGGUCGAGACCUUUGGAGCGUUGGAGCAAUCCAGAAAAUUCCAAAGCAGCUUGGGAGGUCUGGAUAAGGCCCAGAACAGUGAUCUGGAUAAGGACGUGAACAGUACUCCAGAUAAACUCGUGUACAGUACCAGACAAGGGGUCUGGGAUGGGCUUUUGGGCCAAGCCCAACCUGGGGUUUCUCCUAGGGCCUUGUAGAUAAUUCUAGAAUAGGGGAUUCUAGAAUAAUGUAGGCUUAAGAGGGAGAAUGGAGAAUCUUCUGGAAAUUGUACAUGUGAGGGGAUUUUUGUGGAGUGUUCUAGAAACACCUGCAGAGGGCUCUUAGGCUGGACUCUUCUAUAAAUAGGGGUGGCCUUAGUAGAAUGGGGUCAGCCUUGAAAGAGUGAGCUGCUAGGUGAGAGUGAGUGCAGAGAGGGGCUUUGUACUCAUGCUCUUGUACACUCCCUUGCGAUAUGAAUAAAUUCUCUUCUUCUCC
This is a messenger RNA of Rubroshorea leprosula, 751 nucleotides long. The record is from the annotation of a GenBank genome assembly. NCBI's taxonomy places the organism in Eukaryota, Viridiplantae, Streptophyta, Magnoliopsida, Malvales, Dipterocarpaceae.